This is a messenger RNA of Meloidogyne enterolobii, 728 nucleotides long. The record is from the annotation of a GenBank genome assembly. NCBI's taxonomy places the organism in Eukaryota, Metazoa, Nematoda, Chromadorea, Rhabditida, Meloidogynidae.
UCAGAAUUUUUAAGAGAAUACUCAAUCCACCGCCUAUGACAACAACAAAUAAUUUAAACAAAGGAAUUGCAUUAACUAAACAAAUGAUUCCUUUUGCUGAAGAACCACCUCCACCUCCAAUAAUCGCUAAUAAUAAUUUGGAAAAUAUGAGAGGCCAAGUUCCUUUUAUUGUGCCAAAUGAUGCUAAUAAUCAGAAUGAUUUUGCUUCAAAAUUAUUAGGGCAAUUAUUUCCCUUGAAUGGUGGAGGAGAGAAUAAUAAUAAGCCUGUUUCUCCACGAAUGGCAGCUGCUCCUCUUGCUGGUUCACCUUUCGAUUUAUUCAGCAAUGGAGGAGGACUAGCAGCAGGUCAAUCGGCUACCCCAAAUCCCCUUCUUCAAAUGCUCACUCAGGGGUCUACAUUAGAACAAAUAACAACUUUAACAAGAAAUUUGCUUCAAAUGUCAAAUGGAAAUAAAGAAAUCCUUUCAACCUUAAUGAAUGCAAUAACUGGGGGAGGAGGAGGAAGCCAAGCUUCAAAAUUAACAAGUUCAGCAUUAGCAACAGCCUCUUUACAAAGACAACCACAAUUACAAAAUAAUGCAAUCUCUGCAUUUUUGGCAGGGAAUAAAUCUUUAAUACCCUCAGCAGUUAUAAUUGAGGAUGAAGAAAUUUUAGGGAAUAGAAGCAAUAGUGGGAGGUUUUUGGAAAGAGAGGAAAUUAGGGAAAUUGCUUCUAAUGGUAAAAUAUAA